CACAGAGGCCGCUUCCGGUUGGUGAGGACACGUCACUGAUAGAAGUGAAGAAGAGAAGCCGUUCUAACCCCCUUCAGCAUCUUUUUAAAUCGAAGAAUCAUGUCGAACUCAGUCGUGUCUGUUAUUUCCCGGUUUCUGGAGGAGUACACCACCACGACGCCUAAUAAGCUGAAAGUGGUGGACGCUUAUCUGCUCUAUAUCCUGCUAACCGGAGCGAUGCAGUUUCUCUACUGUCUCCUCGUUGGUACCUUUCCAUUCAACAGCUUUUUGUCGGGCUUCAUCUCCAGCGUGGGCUCUUUUAUUCUUGGAGUGUGUCUGCGUAUUCAGAUCAACCCUCAGAACAAAGGGGACUUCCUGUCCAUUUCUCCAGAGCGGGCCUUCGCUGACUUCCUGUUCGCUCACACCGUUUUGCAUCUCGUCGUGAUGAACUUCAUCGGCUGAAGUGAAUGAGAAUCUAAUUCACAGUGCCCCUUCCUGAAGAACACGUCAUCGAAUUUCUUCUCAGACGAUAUAUAGUACAUCAGCUCUUCAGGGUCUGAUCUGGACAACAACCUCCCAGCGUCAACACUGAAUGAGAUGCAAUGUCUUACAUUUGAUGCAGUACAAUUUUCUUGAUGAAAUUAUUAAUUUGUUAUGUUGACAUUUGUAGAGCAUUCCCUUUUUGCACUGACAGAAAUAAAACAGAAGAAAUUGUG
Messenger RNA from Girardinichthys multiradiatus, 695 nucleotides. It is a transcript of the gene dad1, whose product is annotated as defender against cell death 1. Gene Ontology annotation, cellular component: membrane; oligosaccharyltransferase complex. NCBI's taxonomy places the organism in Eukaryota, Metazoa, Chordata, Actinopteri, Cyprinodontiformes, Goodeidae. Gene Ontology annotation, biological process: protein N-linked glycosylation. The transcript is spliced from 3 exons. The record is from RefSeq and is a predicted model, not a curated record. The coding region runs from base 100 to 441 and encodes 113 amino acids.